AUGAAGCAGACGAUCGCGUCUACAUCAUCUAACCACUCAGAGAUAUUGGCAAUACAUGAGGCUAGCCGCGAGUGUGUGUGGUUACGGUCCAUGACCAACCAUAUACGAGUUGAUUGUGGGAUGACCGAAGGCAAGGACGCACCAACCGUGAUGUAUGAGGACAAUGCAGCUUGCAUUGCUCAGCUUAAGGAUGGCUACAUCAAAGGAGACCGGACGAAGCACAUACUGCCUAAGUUCUUCUUCACGCACGAGCUUCAGAAAGCCGGCGAGGUCCAAGUCGUCCAAGUGCGUUCCAGUGAGAACUCAGUCGACCUGUUCACCAAAUCACUUCCUACCUGCACGUUCAGAAAACUCAUGCAUCAGAUUGGGAUGCGUUAA
This is a messenger RNA of Brassica napus (rape), 378 nucleotides long. RefSeq lists its product as uncharacterized. The transcript has a single exon. The record is from RefSeq and is a predicted model, not a curated record. Lineage: Eukaryota; Viridiplantae; Streptophyta; Magnoliopsida; Brassicales; Brassicaceae. Bases 1 to 378 code for a protein of 125 amino acids.